AUGGGCGAAGCAGCUGAAAAUAUUCUGCAGUGUCGUGCUGAGAUUUUAAUGGACCAAACAACAUCUGAAACUUCACCAAAUCUGAGUGAGAUUGUUCGUGCAAAAAUAGAUAAAGACCAUGCAUUCUAUGUAAAGGCAAUACUGUUGCUACCAAAUCCCGCUGAAUUCAGCACUGCCGUACAAAAACAGUUAAACUCAGCGGACCAUAAUAAUAAUGGUGGUAUUGAUGGUAGUGAACAGGUGGUGGCUGGGCCACGCUGUGCACCGACCUAUACGGUGGUGAAUGUGAUAAUUGAGAAGAAUGGGGACGGACCGGGCCCCAGGUGUGGCCACACACUUACAGCUGUACCGGCUGUUGGGGAGGAGGGAACUCCUGGAUAUAUUGGCCCGAGAUUAAUUCUAUUCGGUGGUGCUACAGCACUUGAAGGAAAUUCCGCGGCCUCGGGAACUCCUCCUUCGGCUGGAAGUGCCGGAAUUCGGUUGGCUGGGGCCACUGCUGAUGUGCAUUCUUAUGAUGUCUUGACGAAUAAAUGGUCUCGAAUUACCCCAAUUGGAGAACCACCCUCACCAAGGGCGGCACACGUGGCAACUGCGGUCGGUACUAUGGUUGUUAUUCAGGGUGGAAUUGGUCCAGCUGGUCUUUCUGCAGAAGAUCUUCAUGUACUGGACCUCACACAACAACGACCACGUUGGCAUAGGGUUGCGGUACAAGGCCCUGGACCAGGACCACGCUAUGGGCAUGUCAUGGCUUUGGUGGGACAACGAUAUCUCAUGGCAAUUGGUGGAAAUGAUGGAAAAAGAGCUUUAGCUGAUGUAUGGGCACUAGACACAGCUGCCAAACCAUAUGAAUGGCGGAAACUGGAACCACAGGGUGAAGGCCCGCCUCCAUGUAUGUACGCAACUGCAAGUGCACGAUCUGAUGGUCUUCUUCUACUUUGUGGAGGGAGGGACGCAAAUAGCGUGCCAUUGGCUAGUGCUUAUGGGCUUGCCAAACAUAGAGAUGGUCGUUGGGAAUGGGCUAUUGCUCCUGGGGUCUCACCAUCUCCCAGAUAUCAACAUGCUGCAGUUUUUGUUAAUGCUCGUCUUCAUGUAUCUGGCGGGGCCCUUGGUGGUGGACGUAUGGUGGAGGACUUGUCAAGUGUGGCUGUUCUGGAUACUGCCGCGGGAGUUUGGUGUGAUACAAAGUCUGUUGUUACUAGCCCGAGGACUGGCAAAUACAGUGCUGAUGCUGCCGGUGGAGGUGCAGAAGUUGAAUUGACGAGGCGCUGUAGGCAUACCGCAGCUGCUGUUGGUGACUUGAUUUUCAUGUAUGGUGGUCUACGCGGUGGAGUGUUGCUUGAUGACUUGCUUGUCGCUGAAGAUCUGGCUGCUGCUGAAACAACUAGUGCAGCUUCUCAUGCAGCUGCAGCAUCUGCUACGUAUAAUGUACAGCUAGGGAAGUUUCCUGGUAAAUAUGGAUUUGCUGAUGAGAGAAUAAGGCCACCGGUUUCUGAUGCUGCCGCUGAUGGUGCAGUUGUGGUGGGAAGUCCUGUAGCUCCCUCUGUAAAUGGUGAUAUGUUUACAGAUAUAAGCACAGAAAAUACAAUGAUCCUAGGUUCCCGAAGACAAAACAAAGGGGUUGAGUACUUGGUAGAGGCUGCAGCUGCUGAAGCCGAAGCUAUUACUGCUACAUUAGCUGCCGCUAAAGCCCGACAAGUUAAUGGAGAAAUCGAGCUGCCAGAUAGAGAUCGAGGGGCAGAGGCAACCCCUAGUGGUCAUAUAGCUCUGCCUGAUUUGGCUUCAUCAAAUAGCUCUGCUCCAGCUGGAGUUAGGCUUCAUCAUCGUGCUGUUGUUAUAGCUGCCGAGACUGGUGGAGCUUUAGGUGGCAUGGUCAGACAGCUUUCUAUCGAUCAGUUUGAAAACGAAGGCCGACGAGUCAGUUAUGGAACCCCAGAAAAUGCCACAGCAGCAAGGAAACUUUUUGAUCGACAAAUGUCUAUUAACAGUGUACCCAAAAAGGUGAUUGCUCAUCUUCUGAAACCUCGUGGCUGGAAGCCUCCAGUUCGUAGGCAGUUUUUCUUGGAUAGCGAUGAGAUAGCAGAUCUUUGUGAUAGUGCUGAGAGAAUAUUUGCUAGUGAACCUACUGUUCUACAGCUGAAGGCUCCUAUUAAAAUAUUUGGAGAUUUGCACGGGCAAUUUGGGGAUCUUAUGCGUCUUUUUGACGAGUAUGGAUCUCCUUCAACUGCUGGAGAUAUAGCAUAUAUAGAUUAUCUCUUCUUGGGAGAUUAUGUUGAUCGCGGCCAACACAGCUUGGAAACCAUAACUCUUCUCCUAGCUUUGAAGGUUGGGCAUCCCCAUCAAAUACAUUUAAUUCGUGGAAAUCAUGAAGCUGCAGAUAUCAAUGCACUUUUUGGCUUUCGAAUUGAGUGCAUUGAACGCAUGGGUGAGAGAGAUGGAAUCUGGGCAUGGCAGCGGAUAAACAGAUUGUUCAACUGGCUUCCUCUGGCAGCAUUAAUUGAGAAAAAAAUUAUUUGUAUGCAUGGUGGUAUUGGAAGAUCAAUGAACCAUGUGGAACAAAUUGAGAAUAUUCAGCGUCCAAUUUCAAUGGAAGCAGGAUCAAUUGUCCUUAUGGAUUUGUUGUGGUCUGAUCCCACGGAAAAUGACAGUGUGGAAGGAUUACGACCAAAUGCAAGAGGUCCUGGAUUAGUUACCUUUGGGCCUGAUCGUGUAAUGGAAUUUUGUAAUAACAAUGAUCUUCAAUUGAUUGUUCGAGCACAUGAAUGUGUGAUGGAUGGAUUUGAAAGAUUUGCUCAGGGUCAUUUAAUUACUCUCUUUUCAGCCACAAAUUACUGCGGUACUGCAAAUAAUGCUGGUGCUAUAUUGGUUUUGGGUAGAGAUUUAGUGGUGGUUCCAAAACUUAUUCAUCCGUUGCCACCUGCAAUUUCAUCUCCGGAAACCUCUCCCGAUCACCAUACAGAAGCUACGUGGAUGCAGGAGCUUAAUGCUAACAGACCACCAACGCCAACUAGAGGGCGUCCACAAGUUACUAGUGACCAAGGUUCUGUAGCUUGGAUCUAG
Fraxinus pennsylvanica is the source of this 3057-nucleotide messenger RNA. The record is from the annotation of a GenBank genome assembly. NCBI's taxonomy places the organism in Eukaryota, Viridiplantae, Streptophyta, Magnoliopsida, Lamiales, Oleaceae.